UCGAAUGGGUUUCGGUCAUGUUUCGGUUUCGCUACUUUUCAGGCUGUUUCAUUCAUGUCUCUAUGGUUUCAGUUUCUUUAUGUCUAUAAAAUGUCAAAUGCUUCAGUUAUCAAAUUGAAAUGAGGUUCUGUGUGUGUUCUGUCUUUGAGGUCUGAGGGCAGCGUACGGAAAACUGUAGUGUCAAGCAUUUGUUCACUGUUUUAUCAUAAUGUGAGAGUCUCUACUUUUUAAGCGUGUUGUGAAUUAGUACUACGAGAAUCACACGAGAACAUAAACAUGAAGGACACCAAAGAGAGGACGAUGUCUGGCAGCAGCACAAUGCUGUGUAAUGAUUAUACGGCUGCUUUCAGCUCUAUAAAUGAAAGGCCGGUGGACGAUAUAUCUUUAGAAUUUUUUUAUAAACCACAUACUAUUACGUUGUUGGCAGUAUCGAUUGCAUCAGUAAUCUACACAGCAUUUGUAAGAGAUGAAUCCAGUAUUCAGGACAAUAUAUGGUCAGGAAUUUGCUGCGUAGUGUUUUUUUUCCUCAUAGUAUCGGUUCUCACAUUUCCUAAUGGACCCUUUACAAGACCGCAUCCAGCCGUUUGGAGAAUUGUAUUUGGCACAUCAGUGCUGUACCUGUUGGCACUUUUAUUUCUAUUAUUUCAAAGUUAUUCUACAGUUUAUGAAAUAAUGUAUUGGAUUGAUCCCAAUCUACGCAAUUUUCACAUUGAUAUGGAUAAGGAGUAUGCGGUGAAUUGUUCAGAUGUAAGCUUGGCGAAAGUUUGGUCUCAUGUAGACGUAUUUGCUUGGGGACACUUUUUAGGGUGGCUGUUUAAAGCCAUAUUAUUCAGGCAUGCAGGAUUAUUAUGGGCUAUUUCUAUAAUGUGGGAAAUAACCGAAAUAGCGUUUGCACAUCUGCUUCCUAACUUCUUAGAAUGUUGGUGGGAUUCGGUUAUCUUAGAUGUAUUAAUUUGCAAUGGUCUAGGAAUAUGGUGUGGGCUUAAGAUUUGUAAAGCCUUAGAAAUGAGAGAAUACAAGUGGGUCAGUAUAAGGGACAUUUCUUCAACUACUGGAAAGAUAAAGCGAGCGAUACUGCAAUUUACUCCUGUACAAUGGACACCAGUCCGAUGGUUGGAUCCUACAAGCACAUAUAUGAGAUUCUGUGCAUUGAGCCAGUUGGUGGUAUUUUGGCAAAUUUCUGAGUUGAAUACGUUUUUCCUAAAACAUAUAUUUGAGAUGCCACCUUCGCAUCCACUGGUCAUUGCGAGACUUUGUCUCAUAGGUGUCAUUGUGGCCCCGUCUGUAAGACAAUACUACACCUACGUAACGGAUCCGAACUGCAAGCGAGUUGGAACACAAUGUUGGGUUUAUGGAGCCAUCAUGGUCACGGAAUCUAUGUUGUGUAUCAAAAAUGGCAAAGAACUGUUUGGCCAAGCUCAAGUGUGCAAUGUGAUUGUUUGGCUAGUCAUUCAAAUUUUAGUGUCAAUCGGCUGUGUCUAUGGUGUAGUGCUCUAUCACAGAUAUUUUGAGCCAAAUAGUGACUCCAAUGCAGAGAGCCCAAAGAAAACAGACUAAAUAACCUAGACGUUGAAUAUAAGAAGAAAUUCAUUCAUCUGUGAUGUGAAUGGCUCUACAAUCAUUCAAAAAGUCAAAAUAGAGUAGUGUGCUUAGAUAAUUGUUUUGUGUGAGUGUGAUUAUAAAAUAAGAUAUAAAUUUUCUUAUGAAAUGCUAUCGAUACGCGCUGGUCGGUGUUAUCCUAUUCUCGAAUUUUGCGCUACUUUGUGCAAAUCUUUAGUUAAAAUUUCGGGAUUGACCCGGCAAGUUUUAUGUAUCUUCUGUUCUCCCCAAAUAACUUUGCCGUUUGACUCCUUGCUUAUUUCUACGUUUAGGUGUCGUCGAGAAGCUUUGCGUGUUGAAGUUAAUACUAUUGUGAAGUCACAAUACUCAAAAAACAUUAACAAAAUACAGAUGUGCAAAGUUAUUUGACUUGAACUGUCCUUGUAUGAUCGAUGUUACCUCACCCAAACAUGAGCGGGUGGCGUUUGGUGGGUAUGAAAAAUUUACCCGAUAAAGUACUGUAGUUACUGGCAUUAAAAAUUGAGUCAGCGAACUCCUUGUAGCCCCAGUCAACGUAAACAACUGAAAUAGUGUUAAUGUGAAUUAUAUAGACAUCUUGAGUUCACCAUCAUAAAUAUCUUAAGUCCCGCAUCGAUCCAAAGCUAUAGGCUAGCCUCGCCGGUGUGGAGUAGGCGUAUCGAGAUAGCCACAUUAAAGAAAAUGCGCCAAUUACCUACACGCGGUUACAGAAAUAAUUAAAAUGAAGAUAGUGAUCUUAAAAUCAAUGUAUCUUUCAAUUCUCAAUGAUAUUUUUGAUAAAACUUGCCAACUUGCCACUUUAACCUCGAAUAUCUUUGGAAGCGCAUCCUGGAUCGAUGGGGACAUCUGUUAUUUUAUUCAUAAUGGUGAACACAAGUUCUUCACCUAAAUUCAGUUGUGUGCGAAUUUGUGUUAUUUUUCAGCACCAUUGUUAUGUCUAAACUGACUGAGCUAGAUGACAGUCAAACAACUGUAUUCCAUUUGAGUAGGUCCUUAACUAAAGAUUUUAAUGCGAAUUUUUAUUUAAAAACUUAGUUUAAGGUAAAUGCUUCGACUUUUUUUUAAAUAAUAAAAUGGUUUUGUAAUGUUUAUUGGUUUGAGGUGUAUUAUUACUGCAGUCGAUAAGAUCGUCGUGCCUUAUGCCGAAUGUUAGGUAACUUAAGUAAAACAUCAAAAAGUACUUUAUGUUAGGAUUUCCCACAGUCAGUUGAAGCAUUCACUUAACAAAAAGAUAAAAUUGGCCAAGAGCGUGUCGGGCCACGCUCAGUGUAGGGUUCCGUAGUUGCCCAAGUGUAGACCAUACUCAGAAAAAAUCUUAAGAGUUUGAAGUAGCGCAAGGUACAGCGACAUCUCUCGGAAUUUCCCGAAUGGUUACUAACUUUUCAAAAUUAGAUGGAUUAUAUACGGUGGGUUUUCGGUGGUAAUUUUAAUAUAUUUUUUUUAUUUUUUGUUCAAUUUUUCAAAAACUUCAAUCAAUCGAUUUCAAAUUUAGUUUAUUUUUCAUAUUUUUUAAACAUAGGUAGGUAUGGUUCAUAAGUUAGAGGAUAUAAUAUAAGGAAACCUACUUUCGGAGCGAUUAUUUCCGAAAAAAAUAAUAUUAUGAAAAAACUAUUUUAGUAAAUCCUUAUUCGUUUAAAAAUAACUAUCCAACGAUAUAUCACACAUCACGCAUUGACACGAAACGCAUAAAUUCAGAGCGCCCUUAGGGUUAGUUUACAGUUUACUACGGAACCCUAGUAAAAUACGACCAAAAGUCAAUUAGAAUACAGUAACAACAAUGUCUCAAUCAAUUGAAUCAUUACUAGUUUAUUGGAUUAAUGUGCAAUUUAUUUUUGUAAAUGUUCCUAUCAUUAUUACCUAUGGAAUCACCUUUAAGGUUUUCAUACUCGUGUGCUUUUAGUUAAAUCCCUACUCUAAUGGAGUAUGUUUGUUCAACAUUCGGACGCUGAACUAAAAGGCGCCGCCGAAUACUUAAUUAAAUUCAAUAACGUAUUUAUGUUAGAUUUAUUAUCCAAUGUUAAUGCUCUAAGCAUCUCAACGACUCAAAUAAGUAUAAAACUAAACGAGUGACUAAAUGGUGUGGUUCAAUCAAAGGGCUAGUUGUUUGAUUGAACCGCUAUUUCAACCAGUUGGCUGCGACAUAGGAGAUAAGACAAGGGAUGUAUAUUAUAAGCAUGGUACUUAUUUAUGUAUAUAUCCUGCCAUUUACCUAUGGUGGCCCAAAGAGAAAUGCACUUUUGGAACUAUCUUGACGCUGAGUGUGUAAAGACUCAUCAUGACUCAUAUGGCAACACAAAUACUAGCUGUUUGAUUUGCAUUGUUUGGAAAUGUAGAAAAGUACAUUUGUAUCGGGGUCACCCAGUGUCCCACUGUCAUGUUUGUAUUUGUGGCUGUACUAAAAAAAUAAAUGAUAAUUGCUUGAUGACUGAAACUUGACAUGCUUAAUUAUAAGUUGUAAUUGAAUGGAACAUUCCGAGAUUGAACGUUUUAAGAAAAUAAUAUAUUAACGGGCCGCGGACCGUGGGUAGGUAGGUACUAUCGACUAAUGACAUGUACAACCCAUUUUGUGAAACAAUAGACUCCUUUACAGUGAAUACUGAAUUUAGACCUUAUUGCAUUAAAUUGUCUCGACAAAAAAUUUAAUGAUGGGUCCAUGUACUAGUAGUAUAGUACCUACGUAUGAUGAAUACUUAAAUGUAUUGUAUCUUACGAUUAAAGAAUUCUUAAUGUAUUGAAAUUAAUUAUUUGCAAAAAUACAAUAGAAUGUGCAGUGUUUUUCAAAUAAUUAGAAAUGCAAACGUAUAAUAAAAAUGAAGCCUUCUUGGUACUUACCUAAUCGGGCAAAAAUGUUAUGUUCUAAUAAUUAUGAGUUUCGAGGAUGAUUUAUCACUUUGCAGACAAACAAAUCGGGUGUGUCAAACCUAUUUACAUUAAAUCAGCAAAGUAGGACAUAGCAACAUCUAACAAUAAGUACAGGAGAAUGAAAUAACUCUUUCGCCUUUAUAAUAUUGGAUUUAGAACACGGUAUGUCUGGCUCUACUUUGCUAUAAUCAUCGGCAAGGAUAUUGAGCCCUGACCUUCACCUGCGCAGAAGUGAUUUAUUGGUUUGUGCGCAAAGCGAUCCCCACUCUUCCGCCGAGAGCUCAUUAUCUGUGCCGAUAACUAUAAACACGAGUCGUUUCAAUCGAUUCGGGUUAAUGGUCCAUACAUUUUCGGGCAAUUACUCUUUGGUGCCAUGUUUGUCUUAAAUGUUAUAGUUCGCGCACAUUUUUAUUUUGUUGACUUUGUUCGAAACAUGCAUGUUUUUGUUUGUAUUAAUCUUAAUGUGAAUAGGUUUGACACAUUUUGUAUAAUUACACGAAGACUGCUCACGUAGAUUGAAACUUCGAUCAAAAGAAGGUCCUCUUCCUCCAAAAGCUACUCAAUCUUCGUUUCAAUCGUUCUCUGCCUUCGGUAAACUUCAAUCAUUUCCAUAGACUGAUUUUACACCCGUCAGAGAAGAGGACGAGACGACGAUUGAUCGAGUGUCCAAUCGAAGUGAGCACGGGCAAACCGAAGUCGUGUUCGUCGAUGCCUGAGGAUUAACUUUCGAUCAUUAGAGGCUUUAAAAGGAUGCAAUUGGCUUUCUGCAAGUCUUCGUCGUAUAGUACACGCAUUCACAGCUACACUGUGAACAUGACGCAGUUGCUGUUGAACCUCAACACCAGUCAAAUGUCGAUUUAUUAAACAUGCAGGUAGACACCAUAAAUCGAUCAAUUGGUUCUGAAGUAGCCUUAUUUCUUCCCGAAACUGAUUGUCUAUUGAAGUUCCCAGUCUCUCGGAAUCUUCGGUACACUCGUCUUACUUAGGUGAAGACGUCUAGCCACAACGCGCUGACUCAAUCCAGCCUAGAUCGGUACCUAAGUGGUCACUAAAUCAAUACAAUUAAUGAAUGAACAAUAAAUUGGUUGGUUAGCUUUUAACAAAAUGCAAUGUGACUCAGAUUGUGUAAUUAAUAAUCAGAAAUAAGGGUGUUCGAAUAAACUAGUCAAUAUCAUCCACGAUAUCCCGUUUAUUGAAGUGUAGCUUAUGUACAAAUAAAGAUUCUGAAACAAACCUUCAA
This is a messenger RNA of Helicoverpa armigera (cotton bollworm), 5680 nucleotides long. RefSeq names its product Phosphatidylserine synthase (gene l(3)77CDf). The coding region runs from base 277 to 1557 and encodes 426 amino acids. The transcript has 7 exons. Lineage: Eukaryota; Metazoa; Arthropoda; Insecta; Lepidoptera; Noctuidae. Gene Ontology annotation, biological process: phosphatidylserine biosynthetic process. Gene Ontology annotation, molecular function: L-serine-phosphatidylethanolamine phosphatidyltransferase activity. The record is from RefSeq and is a predicted model, not a curated record.